UGCGCACCCUCGGGGGAAGCGAAACGGGCCGGCCGGGUCCUUCGCGGGCAUUGGCGGGACGGGCUGAGCCCCCGCCCGGCCCGCCCCGCAGAGGCGCCCGCCCUUCCCCUCGCGACCAGAGUGCGUGCUGGCGCGGCGCAGGCAGGCGCAUCUUCCCGGAGGGGACCCGAGGACUCUGCUCACGAGGUGAAAAAAGAGACUGAGAAGGUGACAAACAGAAGCGAAAGGAUGAAUAUCCUAGUUGGAGCAGCUGCUGGCUUGGGGCUGGCCACUGUUGGUAUCCCGGUAAUCACUGGAGCCCUGGGCUUCACCUCAGCUGGCAUUGCUGCUGGAUCGGUGGCUACCAGCAUGAUGUCAGCUACCGCAAUUGCCAACGGCGGAGCCGUGGCAUCUGGCAGUGUCGUUUCCAUUCUGCAGUCCAUCGGUGCUGUGGGGCUGUCGGCUGCAGCCAAAACUGCAAUGGCAGCCGGAGGAGCACUGGUGGGCGCCAUGGUAUCUCAACCGAAAGACUGAAGCUACUCUUACUUCACUUUCACAAGGUGAACGGGAUACUGGUGUGAACUGGCAUGGAAGUACAGGAACAAAGACGCUCUCCUCUGAUACCUUAUACCCUCUAGCUUGCCACAAAAUAACCUGCUUAAACUA
Molecule: messenger RNA, 645 nt
Organism: Varanus komodoensis (Komodo dragon)
Lineage: Eukaryota; Metazoa; Chordata; Lepidosauria; Squamata; Varanidae
Product: interferon alpha-inducible protein 27-like protein 2A
Exons: 5
Coding region: 229-513 (94 amino acids)
Biological process (GO): apoptotic signaling pathway
Cellular component (GO): mitochondrion; membrane
Source: RefSeq, a predicted model, not a curated record